GCCUUUUCAUUGUGUAGUUGAAAGCAUCAAAGUGCUCCACGAGUAAUUCUCAGCUGAGAUAAUAUAGUGUAGCAGUGAGACAGUAGCGGGUGUCAAAGCGCUCCUCCCUAACGUAGGCGAGCUCUUGUUAUCUUGAGUUUUUGUACUGAGAACGCAUAGUGCAGGCGAGAGAUAAAACGAGAAAUGAUUCAGCGCUGGGAGCUACACUAUAAGGGUCUGCCUAUGAAUCAUUCAUUCAGAAGCUCUCUGGUGGUUGAGAAUUGAGAAGAGCUCGCUCAUCUAUAACGCUCCAUCUGAAGAGACACGGGAGGACGUCUCCCUUAUGGUGCCUUCAUCUCUCUUUCUACGCUGUGUGUUUGCAGACCGGUUUUAGCUGACUGGGCAGGAAAUAAAUCCCUGGACAGUGGCAUUGCCGAGAUGGAGGAACUUCCAGUUCCCCAGAGCAUCAAAAUCAGCAACAUCACAUGCGACUCCUUUAAAAUCUGCUGGGAUAUGGACUCCAGGUCCAAGGAACGCAUCACACACUACUUCAUUGACCUCAACAAGAAAGAAAACAAGAAUGCUAACAAGUUCAAACACAAGGACGUCCCAACCAAACUGGUUGCGAAAGCAGUUCCUCUGCCCAUGACAGUGCGAGGACACUGGUUUCUGAGUCCACGCACCGAGUACACUGUGGCCGUUCAGACCGCAUCCAAACAGGGCGAUGGAGAUUACGCCGUGUCGGAGUGGAGCGAGAUCAUUGAAUUCUGUACAGCCGAUUAUUCCACUGUUCAUCUCACACAGUUGAUGGAGAAAGCUGAAGUCAUCGCCGGCAGAAUGCUGCGGUUCUCAGUCUUUUAUCGAAAUCAGAACAAGGAGUACUUUGACCAUGCAAGGGAGGACCAAAACAACAAGAUGUUGCCGUCAGUGAAGGACAACAGUGGCAGCCAUGGUUCGCCCAUCAGCGGGAAGCUAGAGGGCAUCUUCUUCAGCUGUAAUACCGAGUUCAACACAGGCAAACCCCCUCAGGACUCACCAUACGGCCGUUACCGUUUCCAGCUGCCAGCCGAGACGCUCUUCAGUCCCAAGACAAACCUGUAUUUCGCCGACUUCUACUGCAUGUACACGGCAUAUCACUAUGUCAUUUUAGUGGUCGCGCCGAAAGGCUCACCUGGAGACGAGUUCUGCAAGCAGCGCCUUCCAGCGCUGGAUAUCGGUGACAACCGUUUUAUGACGUGCUCGGAGGAUGAAGAUGGCCAACUGGUGUUCCACCACGCGCAGGACCUUAUCCUGGAGGUCAUCUACACCGAUCCCGUGGACCUGAGCGUGGGCACGGUAGCUGAGAUCAGCGGCCAUCAGCUCAUGAGUAUGUCCACAGUCAAUGCCAAGAAGGAUCCCAGCUGCAAGACCUGCAACAUCAGCGUGGGACGCUAAGCUAUGAAACUGAACCCUUCUGCUGCCUUGAACGGCUCAGAAAAAUCGCCUUCUCCUUUAGCCGUCCUUCUUACCCAUUGUCCUACCAUCAAACUUAUCCAUAAUCCAUUCCCGGACAGCAACAAAGUGUCUGCCCAGGUCCGGGCAAUGCACACAAAAUGUGGGCCGGAUCUGGGCCGACACUAUGUUGCUGUCUGGGGUAAGGAUCCUUCGCAGCAUGUGUCUCACAGCUUUUGACAAAAGGCUCCUUUUCUUUUACUAGCUUAUGGAUCUCCCCCCGGGGUCAGGUUAGAUAUGUUGUUUUGUGUUGGGAUGUUGACCUGUCAAUCAAACUGCUUCUUUAAAGGAUUAGUUCACUUUUGAAAAAACUUUUGCUGAUAAUUUACUCACC
Molecule: messenger RNA, 1804 nt
Organism: Pimephales promelas (fathead minnow)
Lineage: Eukaryota; Metazoa; Chordata; Actinopteri; Cypriniformes; Leuciscidae
Gene: phyhiplb
Product: phytanoyl-CoA 2-hydroxylase interacting protein-like b
Cellular component (GO): cytoplasm
Molecular function (GO): protein binding
Source: RefSeq, a predicted model, not a curated record